Messenger RNA from Notodromas monacha, 384 nucleotides. The record is from the annotation of a GenBank genome assembly. NCBI's taxonomy places the organism in Eukaryota, Metazoa, Arthropoda, Ostracoda, Podocopida, Cyprididae.
AUGAAGAAAUGCGAAAACAAGAGAGGAAGUGGCGGCAAACUAAGAUUUUUCUUCAUAAAACCUGUUCCGUCGUCGACGUUUGUCGAGUUCCGCCUCAGGCAAGAAAACACACGCCGCCAGUUCUCGAGGCAAAAGAAAUUCACCUACUGGGAAAAACGAGGCGUACAAACCCCUGGGAAACUGAAUCUCUUAUUCGGCUCUUUGUGGGGAGCGUGGUCAAAGGUACACUAUUCUUACAUACAAAGGAAGUUUCCUGAGAAGUUUUGCCCUGACUUGCGGGUCUAUAGGACAGCUGCUGGGUCAGGGUUGCGCGGGUUCCGGGAAUUUCCGGCAGCCCUGGAGACAAAUUUCAUGGGUCCAUUGGAUCCCAGACAGAGGAAUUGA